CGGCUCCAGAGAGCUCACUCGCUAAAGAGAGCGACACGCAGGAAACUGGACCAGACAUAGCGUUGUAUGGGCUGAGAUGUUCUCAUCACCAAAAAUCAGGGACAGAAACUCGGCCUGGAUGGACCACAGCUUUGCUCCUGCUCCUCCAGAGAUGCAGCCGCACGGGGGCCCAGGCCCUGGAACCUCCUUCUCCCACAGUCACAUGCUGGGGUGCUCUACCCGCCCCUCAAGGCUCCCUGGGGGAGUGUCCCCCCUCAUCCCUGUCCUCAGGAAGACGGUGCAUCUGGAUGCCUUCCCCCAAAGCCAUAUCCCACAGACUUCCAGCCGACCAGGCCUUGGAGCCAGGGCCCAGAGUGUACCCCCGCAGGAGAUUGGCAUUGUCCCAGGGGCUUCCCUGAGCCCCCUGCCUGCCAACAGCCUUGUGCCCAGGAAGCUCAGCUCCAUCUCCUUAACACUCCGUCAGAACAGCCAGACUCGGCCCCUGGAGCCCCUGCUUUCUCACUGGGAAGAGUUGCCCACCCCAGGAAGGAAGGCUGCUUCCCACGAAGGAAGGAGGCUGUGUGCUUCAGGAUCACUACCUGUGACCCUAAUGACAGGGGUCAGAGUCCACUCCGAGGGCCCAGGGAACCCACGUCUGGCCACACCCAGCAGGAUGCCCACAGUGGAGAAGCCCCUCGUGAGUUCACACUUGGCUUUACCUUUCCAAUCCCGGUUAGCCCAGAGUGAGCCAGUCCUUGCAGGGCCAGACCCGGCAGGUCAGGGGCGCCCUGUCCCAGUGACUGCCCACAUGCCUACCAGAGCUCCUUCAGCAAGAGGCAAGACCCGGUCCAGGGGUAUCCCCAGACCCCGGGUGCGUCCCCAAAGGGCCAAUGCCAUUAUGAACUUGACUGCUGUGGACACAAGGACAGAUACAGCCAGAUAUUUAACCACAGUGGCCACCAACAGACCUAGCUUGGCUACCAAUUUGGCCACACCAAACACACCCAGAUUGGACACAGGCACAGAGUUCCCUGCUCUGAAAACCAAGCUGGGCAUGGCCACGGACUCAUCUACAGCAGGCACAGCCAAAUCAGGCAAAGCCAUGAACUUGUCUACAGCUGGCACAACCAAGAAUUUGACUACAGUAGGGACAACCAAGUCAGGCAUGAUCAUGGAUUUGACAACCUCAGACCCAGACAAGCUGGGCAAAACCAUGGCUACAGCGGGUACAACCAAAUUAGGCAAAGCCAUGAACUUGACUACAGCAGGUACAACCAAGCCAGAUAUGACUUCAGGGGGCACAGCCAUGGAUCUGGCAAUACCAGAGCCAGUCAAGUUGGGCACAACCAUAGCUACGGUGGGCACAAGCAGGUUGGAAACAGCCAUGGCUUUGGCGGGAGCAAAUAGAGCCAAGCUGGGCACAGCUAUGGAUUCUCUUGGUUUGGAUAUAAGCAGGCUGGGCACAGCUAUGAGUUCAGUUGUGUCAGCCACCCCAGACCCAGCCACUGGGGAGACUCCACUGGACAGGGUUAAGGACCUGACCACAUUGGAUAUUGCUACCCACCUGGUGACGUCAAGCAGAAGCACAGUCCCAGCCCCGGACCACCCUGUAGCAGAUGCUGCCCCAGACCAAGCCACGGAGCCUGCCACACUGGACCUGGCCAGAGAAUCCAAAGGGUUCCCAGAGACCAGGACGGACGCAGCCAUGUCAGAGCUGGUGCCUGAGCCCAGGCCUAAGCCGGCAGUGCCCAUGAAGCCCGUCAGCAUCAACUCCAACUUGCUGGGCUACAUCGGCAUCGACACCAUCAUUGAGCAGAUGCGCAAGAAGACCAUGAAGACCGGCUUCGACUUCAACAUCAUGGUCGUGGGCCAAAGUGGACUGGGCAAGUCAACACUGGUCAACACGCUCUUCAAAUCCCAAGUGAGCCGCAAGGCCUCCAGCUGGAACCGGGAGGAGAAGAUCCCCAAGACGGUGGAGAUCAAAGCUAUUGGGCAUGUGAUAGAGGAAGGCGGUGUCAAAAUGAAGCUGACGGUCAUCGACACCCCCGGCUUUGGAGACCAGAUCAACAAUGAAAACUGCUGGGAGCCCAUUGAGAAGUACAUCAAUGAGCAGUACGAGAAGUUCCUAAAGGAGGAGGUGAACAUCGCCAGGAAGAAGCGCAUCCCUGACACUCGCGUCCACUGCUGCCUCUACUUCAUCUCCCCCACGGGACAUUCCUUGCGACCUCUCGAUCUCGAGUUCAUGAAACACCUCAGCAAAGUUGUGAACAUCAUCCCUGUCAUUGCUAAGGCUGACACCAUGACCCUGGAGGAGAAGUCUGAAUUCAAGCAAAGGGUUCGCAAGGAGCUUGAAGUAAAUGGCAUUGAAUUCUACCCCCAGAAGGAAUUUGAUGAAGAUUUGGAGGACAAGACAGAGAAUGACAAAAUCAGGCAGGAGAGCAUGCCUUUCGCUGUGGUGGGAAGUGACAAGGAGUACCAAGUGAAUGGCAAGAGGGUCCUCGGCAGAAAAACUCCCUGGGGGAUCAUUGAAGUGGAAAACCUCAACCACUGUGAGUUUGCCUUGCUUCGAGACUUUGUCAUCAGGACCCACCUCCAGGACCUCAAGGAAGUGACACACAACAUCCACUAUGAGACUUACAGGGCCAAGCGGCUCAAUGACAAUGGAGGCCUCCCUCCGACCACCCUCAAAUAAGAUCACAACUAAAAGCACGGGACAGCACAAACUGAGAUUACCAGAGAAAUCAGAGCCAUAGAGAGGAAUUGGAAAGAAAGUUUCUGCAAUCAAGCGCUGAAACGGGCCCUGAACUUGUGGGAAGCCAAGGCAAACAGGGAGCCCAGCGGGUAUGUGGGUCCCAGGGCCGGGUUAAAGCAAGCACCUGUGCUGGUCAAGUGAGAACCUUUUGCAGUGGCAUUAAGUUCUAGAAGAACUAAUACUAAAGAAGUAUCCGAAAAAAUACAAUAUUUGCCUUUCUUGGUGGUUUGGCUUCAGAGACAAAUUUUAGACCACAUCCUCCCUUCCCUGCAAUGGACUUCUCUCUGUUCCAAACUUGCUUCUCUGUUGCUCCCUUUGUCUCAUACAUACUUGACUUCUAUUUUACUUCUUUUCAAUUCUCCCUCACUUUUGUGAAGCUAAUUACAUUUAUGUCUGUCUUUCUCUGCUUUUCCCUGAUCCCCCCCCAGCCUACUGUAGACAUUCCCAGUGAUACCUGCCACCAUACAUUUCACCUCUUCUUGCCUUUCCCUGAAGCCCUGUAUUUAUUAAUGCAUAUAUCUCCUGUGUUGGUUGUAUAAAUAAGUUACUCUUUUCCUCUAAUCUGUAAGAUUGCUGAAAUUCAGGGCUAGGGAAACAAUUUAGCCUUAGGAAAGGGAAAACACCAAGUGAUACUGUUUACAAUAACCUCAUACAACCUCCUGUCCCAUCUCCUGGUCCAGCCUAGGUGUUUAACUGGUCCUCUAUGAAUCCCAGCAUUUAUAAUCACAGUCCUUUAUCACUCAGGUGCUAGGAAAAAAUAUAGACUUAAGAUCUAAGAUUCAGUGGACCAGGAGACAGAGGUGGGGUGAUCAGAUCACCAGGGAUCCAAAAGCUACAGUCUCAGUCAUUCCCGGAGGCUUAUUUACCAAUCCAGCCCUCAUUCUCUCUUGCUCAGAAAGUUACAGGGUAGGCCCUUGUCAAGAUAGAACAGCUGGAGUGCUAUAGCUCAGAGGUUGCUACAUUUCAACAGAAAGGGGAUCCCUGGCUGCUCCAGUGAGCAGUCCUGUGUGGAGACAUGGGACUGGACACCUGGGACCAGCAGGGGAAGAUCUAGGGGCGCGGGUGGUGGGCAUUGAAAGGCUGAUAGGAGAAUGGUGCCAGGCACCCCUGAGCCUUGAUUUCAGCUUCCCUCGGAGAAGCUGUUUUGUAUGUCUGCUGCCAGCUGCUGGUCUCCACACCUCAACCGUUCUCAACUCCCCUGCAGGGAGAAGGCCUCCUGGGCUCUGUCCUUCCUCCUGUGCCAGCCACCCCCUGCCCCACAGCUGAAUGAAGGCCAUUUCAAGCGCUGCUUCUCCCUCCAUCCCUCUCAGCUGUACUGCUGCAGGGCCAAGCACUUUUUAGCGCUGUGCUUGUCCAGCCCACCACCACAGCCCCUCUCAGCCCUCAGCAGAUGGGAGGGGUCUGCUGCCUCUUUGGGACAGUUGCGUUCUCCAUUUAUCCAGCCCACUGCUCUCCUCCCAGUGGAAUGGAGUUCUGCCAGCGCUGCCCCCUUCCAUCAUCUGUGUCAGCUGGCCCCAGCCCAUCUGUAGGGUGAAAGAACUCAUCAAGAGCUGCUUCUGCCCUUGCAAACCCAUACCAGCUACUUGUAACCAUCCUGAAGGGCAAUGGCAUUGCUUCCUGUCCAUUCAUUUGCAUGAGCUACUCUUGGCUUCCUGAGAGGGUCAAGAAAGCAACUUUUCUGCUUGUCAGAUUGAUUGAGAUCAGCUGUGUGAGCCCCAGUGUGGGACAAGAGUGUCUCCUUCAUUGCUUAAAAGUAUUCAUAAGGGUGGGUCACUACAGAUGUUGGGGAGCAAGGGCUAGGAUCACUUUUGUAAAAAUCACCACUUGUGGGUGGCCCAGAGUGUGGUUACAUACCCUCCCCAUCCCAUAACGGAGCCACUGAGGAGGAGUGGUGUUCCCUGACAGACAUUGCUAGAGUUGACUUCCUUAUCCCCAAACUUAAAAAGAUAACAACACACACACAAAAUCCCAGAAAUCCAUAAGAUGUACAAUCUAGGAAGAAAAAUAGCACCCUUCUGUCCACUUAGCAAUAAGAGGGAUCUCUUACCCGAUACCCUACCUACUCCUAUCCCCACCCCCAUCCCAUUAAUGUGACUAAUGAAUUCACCUGGCCACAGGUGGUUGCUAUAGGCUAAUGGAAAAUACCCAAUGAAGGGCGAAGCCCCCAUCAGAUGCAUGAAUGUUUUGCGAAUGUCGGCUGCCACUGCCCCACACACUGUGUCUUUAUAGAAUCCCCCUUGCCCGCCCCACCACCACCUCCACCUGGACACAACUUGCUCAAAGGCUGGUGACUUGUGGGCUAUUCAUCUAUAACCAAGUCCUGAUGGAGCAAGAGGCCCAAGCCUAGGGGAUGCAAGAACGACCCAUUUCUUAAAUGUUACCGGUCCCAGCCAAUCUUAUGGUGACAUUAUGGUUAAAUUUCCCAACUGAAAACAAGCCAACAGACACUCAAAGUGGCCCUGUAAAUGUUGCUAGACUUUAUGUGUUGUACAACUAAACAUUGCUGUUUGAACAGUAA
Microcebus murinus (gray mouse lemur) is the source of this 5249-nucleotide messenger RNA. NCBI's taxonomy places the organism in Eukaryota, Metazoa, Chordata, Mammalia, Primates, Cheirogaleidae. The record is from RefSeq and is a predicted model, not a curated record.